Caenorhabditis remanei is the source of this 1260-nucleotide messenger RNA. RefSeq lists its product as uncharacterized. The record is from RefSeq and is a predicted model, not a curated record. The coding region runs from base 1 to 1260 and encodes 419 amino acids. NCBI's taxonomy places the organism in Eukaryota, Metazoa, Nematoda, Chromadorea, Rhabditida, Rhabditidae. Gene Ontology annotation, molecular function: metal ion binding; acid phosphatase activity. The transcript is spliced from 4 exons.
AUGAUUCUUCGGCUCACUUUUUGCCUUCUGGCCAUCGCCGCUGCUACAGUAUGCUCGAAGAAAGUGGAGCAAGUUCACUUGAGUCUGAGUGGAAAGCCGGAUGAGAUGGUGGUGACUUGGCUUACACUGGAUCCAUUACCCAAUGUGACGCCCUACGUCGCUUUUGGUGUCACCAAGGACUCGUUGAGGCUCACUGCUAAAGGGAACACAACUGGAUGGGCGGAUCAAGGGAAGAAGGGAAAAAUGAGGUACACGCAUCGGGCGACAAUGCAGAAUAUGGUAGCUGGGCAGCUUUAUUACUACCAAGUGGGAAGCUCCCAGGAAAUGUCUGAAAUCUUCCAUUUCCGUCAGCCUGACCAAUCCCAACCACUUCGUGCUGCUAUCUUUGGCGACUUGAGUAUCUACAAGGGCCAACAGAGCAUUGAUCAGUUGAUAGCCGCCAGGAAGGAUAACCAAUUCGACUUGAUCAUUCAUAUCGGUGACUUGGCGUAUGAUCUACAUGACCAGGAUGGAAGUACUGGGGAUGACUAUAUGAAUGCGAUUGAGCCGUUUGCAGCUUAUGUUCCAUAUAUGGUGUUUGCUGGAAACCAUGAAGUGGACAGUAACUUCAACCACAUCACCAAUAGAUUCACCAUGCCCAGAAACGGGGUCUACGACAAUAACCUUUUCUGGAGCUUUGACUACGGUUUCGUCCACUUCAUCGCCUUAAACUCCGAGUACUACGCCGAAGAGAUGUCUAAGGAGUCCCAAAAACAAUUCAAGUGGUUGGAACAAGACUUGGCAAGUAACAAUAAGAAAUGGACCAUUGUGAUGUUCCAUAGACCAUGGUACUGUUCUAGCAAAAAGAAGAAGGGAUGUCAUGAUGACGAAGAUAUUUUGUCAAGGGAAGGAUUGACGGAUAAGUUCCCUGGACUCGAGGAGUUGUUGAAUCAACAUAAAGUGGAUUUGAUCUUAUACGGACAUAAGCAUACUUACGAGAGAAUGUGGCCGAUUUUCAACAAGGAGCCAUUCAAGUCAUCCGACCCGACCCAUAUCAAGAAUGCCCCUGCACCAGUGUACAUUCUGACUGGAGGAGCGGGAUGCCACUCCCACGAGGACCCAUCCGACCAUAUCAUCCAGGACUUCUCUGUCAAGGCACUCGGGGAAUAUGGGUACACUUUCCUGACUGUCUACAAUUCCACUCAUUUGUCCACUGACUUUGUGGACACUUCGGAAACGACCGGAAAGUUUUUGGAUCCUUUCGUUUUGGAGAAGAAUUGA